ACACACAGUAUCUGCCACGUUUCAGGAAGCUGUAUACACGCACCCAUAGCAGCACCUACCAUUUCCGCAAGCACGAUUGUCAGUUCCCUGUGCCAUUUCAAUCUCUUUACAUAAAGAGCAGCAGCUUGUUUCAUUGCUCUAAGGACAAAAGGUGGAAAUGUCUCAAACUAUCAGCUUUCAGCCCCAAGCUGUCCAGGGUUGCGCCAACAGUAACGCCAACAGUAACAUCAACCAGUGGGAUUCUGAGGUCUUUGACUGUUGUCAGGACAUGGGCAUCUGUCUUUGCGGUACAUUCUUACCCAUGUGUUUGGCUUGUAAAGUGGCUCAGGAUUACGGAGAGUGCUGCUGUCUGCCGUUCCUCAGUGGCACCGUUAUUGCCAUGAGGACAGGAAUAAGAGAGCGAUACCAUAUUCCGGGUUCUAUCUGUGAGGACUGUGUGUGCCUCACAUUCUGUGGUCCAUGCACUCUUUGCCAAAUGGCUCGAGAACUAAAUAUCAGAAAAUGAAAGCAGAAGACAAUCGGCAGGAGAAGGAACAGUCUGAUAGAAUUUAACAUCUUCUUUGUGGCAUCCCCUCAUGUACCAGUGCAGGUGCCGACACACAACACAAUUUUCUGGUGUUAUACUUACCAAUAUUUUAAUAUGAAAAUCAGAACAUGCUCUUGACUGGCUCAGGUCACAGUCUAGCCCGGCCCAGCCACUGGUAAGUCCUGUUCCUUUUAACAGAAGAAAUCAGGGCACUCCUGGUAACAACUCAACAGUGUAUAAUAUAUACAAUGCAAAGGAACUGGAAAAUGUAUGGACCAAAUGUGUAAACUCUUCCGAAAACCCCUACAAUAAAUGUCUUUCCCAUAUGCAGUACCCCUUUUUUAGACGAUGCCUGCGAUGCCUGAGGAAUAAACUGUGUAACUGUGAAUAUGUCUCUAUAACAUGCAAGAAGAAAAAAAUGGUUGUUACAAAUGUUUUGUUUUUAUAAUUCAAGCAAUAAAAAGCCAAUGUAAAAUU
Messenger RNA from Xenopus laevis (African clawed frog), 1003 nucleotides. RefSeq names its product cornifelin homolog A-like. Lineage: Eukaryota; Metazoa; Chordata; Amphibia; Anura; Pipidae. The record is from RefSeq and is a predicted model, not a curated record. The transcript is spliced from 4 exons. The coding region runs from base 158 to 505 and encodes 115 amino acids.